This is a messenger RNA of [Candida] anglica, 539 nucleotides long. NCBI's taxonomy places the organism in Eukaryota, Fungi, Ascomycota, Pichiomycetes, Serinales, Debaryomycetaceae. The record is from the annotation of a GenBank genome assembly.
GAUUAGUUAAAUAUUAAACUAAAAGCAAGGAAAUGUUACCAUUAUACUUGUUGACAGCAGCAAAGAACCAACCAAUUUUGGUUGAAUUGAAAAAUGGAGAAACUAUUAACGGACAACUUGUUAAUUGUGACUCUUGGAUGAAUUUAACCUUGAAAGAUGUAAUUCAAUCAUCUGCCAAUGCUGAAGAAUUCUUGAAGAUUCCAGAAUGUUACAUUAGAGGCAAUCACAUCAAGUACUUGCGUUUGCCCGAUGAGAUCAUGGAUCAUGCAAAGGAACAAAACAUCCAGAAUAUGGAACAAAGAAACAGAAACCAAAAGAGAAGAGGUGGUGGAAACUUCAACAACAGAAGAGGUUACGGUAAUCAAAGCAACGGUGGUAACAGCAGGAAUGGAGGCUACAACAACCAAGGCGGCUACGGAAACCGUCGAUACAAUAAUAACAACAAUAACAACAGUAAUAAUAGCAAUAGUGGAAGUGGAAGUAGCAGAGAUAACGCUAGUAACAGUAGCAAUGCAUCGGGUCAGGCCAACAGAUUUUAG